This is a messenger RNA of Pyricularia oryzae 70-15, 2368 nucleotides long. RefSeq lists its product as uncharacterized. The transcript is spliced from 4 exons. The record is from RefSeq and is a predicted model, not a curated record. The coding region runs from base 70 to 2148 and encodes 692 amino acids. NCBI's taxonomy places the organism in Eukaryota, Fungi, Ascomycota, Sordariomycetes, Magnaporthales, Pyriculariaceae.
CACUAUUUUGAUGCAGGAACUCAGGCUUGCCACCAGCUUGCUGAUAUCAGCCACAAAGCUGGCUUUCACAUGUUCCUUGCCGGAAUGACGCAUACUGCUAAUGAAAACGAUCCUAAUGUUGGACGGGAUGAUCCUAUAGCCUGGAGCAUCAGCCUCAGUGACAUUAGGGCAGGAGAAGUCAGCUACAACCCUGUUGGUAGCUUUUUGCGGAUUGCCCAAUGCGACAUCGUUGACAUCAACCUAUCGGCCGAGACGAAAUUCAAGCAGCAUGAGAUCGAUUCCCUGUCGGUUCGGAAUCACGACCCGAAAUGCUACUGGGCCUUGGACUACUCGGAGGAUGGCAGCCAUGAUAGUCUCGCUGAUGACGAAGACGAGGAUGAAGACGAGGACGUGUAUGACUGUACCUGCCGGAAGACUGUGCACCAUCAAGUUAUCGUCUUCGUGCCUCAACAACACCUGGACAGGCUACUCCCAGCAGUCGCCGAACCUGACCACGUCGACAACCUGGUGCGUCUAGUUUUGCCACGCUGCCGGGAAGUUAAAGAAUGGGAUGAAGAGCUCGAUUCGGCACUGGUACGCUUUUUCACUGCCUGUGUCAAAGGCGAAAAUGUUUAUCGACCAGAUAAGACGCUUGGAUGGAUCUUGCGAUGGGCACGUGGAGGUUUCGAGGAAAGUCUAUACGACGCCUGCCUGGAGGCUGGCGCCCUUCUCCCAAAUGAAUGCAUCAGCUUUUAUUCCGACCUUGGCGCGGUAAUAGAGGAUGACCUCUCAGGUGAGAUAAGUUACACACGCGUUGAGACGGCGCUAUGUUCGAUGCUACAUGGACUUGUCAGCCAAGUUGACAAGGUCGGGCUGACGUCACUGGAUUCAAUUCUUUCAAGACUGCAAGAGGAAAUUAGUUGCCAUCGACUCAGGGAUAAAUUUCGUGGCUGGAAGGAAAAAAUGCUCCAAAGAGAGCUGAGGAGAAAGUACUCGUUUGAUGACAGCGACCUUUGUUUCGUCGUGAAAACCCUCGAUAAUUCCGGUCGUCUUUUGUCAUCUAUGUUGCCGCUAGAGACCAUGAAAACCCGCAGCACACAUCAUUGUCUCCUCGAAUUCCUGUCCUGCGCCUUCCGAAAAAACCUGCGAAUCUGGCACCAUACGAGCGGGGACUUUCAAAGCCUCUACAAGCAACUUAUAGAUGGAAAUGAAAAAAGCCUUGCUCUCCGAGGCUCGGACAUCAAAAAGACAUGGUCUACUUCACCUCACCAUUCAGGCAGUUGGUUCAUCUCCAUUGUGGUUCAGAGCCUCCAACAGGGGUUGCUGUCUUCUCUGCUCCCCAUUAUCAAGAGUACUUGUCCGGUGUUCGAUAUUGGCCUGCCCCGCGAUGGCACCCUCGCAUUUCGGGACAUGUCUAUCGCGGGCUUUCUUGGGGACAUGUGCCAGUCACUUCAAGAUGCAAGUUCGCCACCCGACAAGAAAAAUCAACAAUUUUCGACCCCAGUAACUGUUAUAUCCGCUGAAGAAAGCAAAGCCGUUUUCGAGACAUUGCUACGCCACGGUGUUCUGAGAGCAAUGCCGACUAGUCAUAUUGCAGAAAGCUUCACUGGAUGGCCAAUCGCUUCGAGGGGAUGCAGAAAGCCAGACUGCGUCGACUGCGCGGUACUUGAUGCCCUCUUGGGCCACAAGACGGUCAUUGUCGCACGUUUCCAUGAAAAGUCUCUCCGCGGUGGUUUAGGUCACCUUAUUGGGCAACUGACCAAGAAAACGGCUGAGUGGCCAGCGCUCUUUAAGUAUAGCGUCACGGGUGAAAUAGGCUCACGAACAGUCAUCAUAACGAAACAAGAGGACGAUUUGCGAGCAAUGGCGCAACGCAACUAUGAUUAUGCGAUGCGGUCCCUUCGCCGGCGGGUGGCACCACUAAAAAAUGACUACAUGAAACAAAUACUAGGCCGCGAGCUCUACGGCGAGCUUGUUCUCCUCGGGGACGAGGAUGAGAUUGAGGCUACAGAGUGUGACCAAGGUCUGACAGGCACCGAUUCUGACUGUGACUCGGAGUCAACCAAGACGUGCAGCGACGUGGCUGAACCGUCAGCUUCGUCCCUCAAGAGGCCGGCGCGGAGCUCUCCUGGCCCUGACUCUAGGCCUAAAAGGCAGAAAACUGGUUGAAGGACGGGGCAUCUUGUGUUUUCUUUGAACUAGUAUCGCCAACAAGCAAAUAAUGCAUUGCUAUUCAAGGGGUUGGGAAAUUGAGGCGUGUUAACAGAAGGAGAUAGCAUGUAACUUUUGGGACUGGCGUUUGAGGUCAAUGUACGCUUAUGUUGUGAUAGCUUUUGCGAGUUUGUAGUCCAGCUGCAGUCAAAUAGACUAUUGCCUUUGGAGUCGGCGA